AUGAGGCUCUUAGCACUUGUUUAUUGCCUCUUAACUGUCUUCAGCAUUUCCCAAUGCGCAUUACUUGGGUUUGAUUACGGCGAGGAGUUCAGUAAAGCCAUGUUGGUCUCGCCACAUGCUCCCUUGGAACUAGUCCUAACCGCAGAUAGUAAGCGAAAGGAUGUAUCCGGAUUGGCUCUUAAGAAGUGGAGAUCAGACAUUGAAAGGGUCUUUGGCUCUGGAAUUGCGUCUUCGCAGGUAAAAACGCCCAAUGGCGCACUAUUACAUGUGAAAUCGCUGCUGGGGAAGCAAAUCGACGGAACGUUUAGUCAUUACCACAAGUGCCACCCUGGUGUUGUGUUUCAACCCACACCGCGUGACACAGUGGCAUUGGAAGGCUUGGGCUAUAGAUAUUCGGUAGAGGAGGUUUUGGCGAUGAAUCUGGAGGAAACGAUUGCGAGAGCUAACGCCCUCUUGCGAUAUGACAAGUCGAUUACUGACAGAGUUGAUUCCAUUGCGAUUACUGUACCGGAAUACUUUACACAAGGGCAGAGACACGCUCUCCUCACGACUGCCGAACUGCCUGCCGGAGUUCGAGCACAUCUGGUAAACGACGGUCUGACAGUGGCUAUCGAUUUUGCCGUCAAGCAAAGGAAUUUCCCUGCAGGUGAAAAGCAGCAUUUCAUUCUCUAUGAUAUGGGUAGUGGCUCGACGCGAGUCUCGCUGAUUUCCAUCGAGCAGCCCAUAAAUAUUUCAGAACCGUUGAUCUUGGACUUCAUUGGAUAUGGUUAUGAUGCAGGUCUUGGCGGCUCUCAUUUCACUUCCAACGUGGCAGACAUCUUAAAGAAUAAGUUCUUAGAACAAAAUCCUAGCGUAAGAACCAGCAGCUUGGAAAAGAACUCCAGAGCUAUGGUUAGGCUUCAACAAGCCGCCGAAAAAGCCAAAUUGAUCCUAAGUGCAAACGCUGAUGCGUCCGUCAACAUCGAGUCUUUGUACAAUGAUCUUGACUUCAAAACGUCGAUCACGCGCCAAGAGUUUGAAGAGUUUUGCGAAGACUUGAUUGUGAGAAUUAAUGCGCCGAUUUUUGAGGCCCUAGAAAACCAGUUUCUCGAAAGGGUUGACCUUAAAGAUAUUAAAUCUUUAAUUUUAACAGGCGGGGCCUCGAGGACGCCUAUGGUUCAAAAACAGCUCUCGGACUAUUUCGGAGAAGACGUCGUGGCGAAGAAUGUGAAUGCUGAUGAGUCUUCCGUUAAUGGUGCGACUCUCAGGGGCAUUCAGCUUUUUAAGUCGUUCCAAACCAAGCCCCUCGAAGUUGUAGACCGCUCGAUUUACAGUUAUGGUGUGGUCAUUAAUGAAAGUUCGGCACCGGCUGAGAUUUUUGGGCGCGGAUCGCAAUACCCAAACUUAACGUCCUAUUUAAUCCCACCACAAAGCAAUCUUAGCCACUUUUCUAUUGACUUACGUGAAGAUGAUAUGAUAUUCAAGAGCCAUAUUGUCGAUACAGACCCUAUUUCCAGCAAGUUUUCCCCUGAGAAGUGUCCCCUGGGAGUCGCAUACAAUCUGACUUUCACACUUUCACAAGGCAGAAUUUUUGACCUGGACGCGAUUGAGGCGAUUUGCGGGCAAAAUUCAGACAGUACCGACGGAAUCUUCAAAAAGCGGUUUGCUGGUGGCGAUCUUUCGAGCGAAUCGCCAAACGAAGAUGGUGAACCAGUUGAUUCAGGUGUGGAUAGAGUCAAAAAACUUAAAACCAAAGCAAUCUUCCCUAAGGUUGCUCCUAUGAGUACCUCGGAGCGUUUGACAAUUAAAAAACAUAUGGAAACAAUGAGUCAAAAGGAUGCACAAAGACUAAAAAUAGAGGAACUGGUAAACACGUUGGAAAGCACUCUUUAUGACACUAGAGCAUACUUAGAAAAUGAGAACGUUUCCAGUGAGGGCCCGUCAGAGACUUUAGAGACGUUGAGUAAUUUGGUUGGUGAAUAUUUGGACUGGCUUGACUAUGAGGCGGACGAUGCAUCAAUUGAAAUUUUGGACAGGAAAAUCAAAACGAUUGUUGAAUUGAGAGAGCGAGUGGUUCUAUACCUGAGCUCAUCUGGAGAACCACUUGACUAUGAUCAAUUUUUGCAACUUUAUGGUACUGGCCUGGACUUGAUAAAAUCAUUUGAGAACAGCCAGCAGGUUGAAAAUACUACCCUCGAAGCCUUGCGUGACAGUUUCAGUGAUGUUGAGUUAGAUGUGGUUAAAGAAUUUAAGAAAAUCAAAGCUCCUCGCCACUUAGCUCUACCUGCAUACAAGCUGAAAGAAGCUAAAGAAAGCAUGGAAAAAAUAAUUGCUAGUAUAAAUGCCAUACUAGACCCCUCUCUCAUGAGUAUUUCACCUCGUGAGAAUUUGGUUUCGUUAAAACUACAAUUUGACGAUGCCUUCAGUGAUCUCAAGAAAUAUUGGGAGAUCGAUGAAGGAAUUCAGAAGUUCAGAUUAAACGAGCUGUCCUCACUUUAUAGCAGACGUCUGAGAGUGAUAAAAAAACGGGAGGAGCGCAAGAAAAGCCAAGAAAUGACCUCACUUCAAGAUUCUAACUUCACUUCCGGUACUGACAAUCAGAUGUCUUCGACCAGCUCCAAUCCUCAGGAGUCAUCUAGUACCACUCUCCUUGAGCAUGAUGAAUUGUAA
This is a messenger RNA of Lachancea dasiensis, 2649 nucleotides long. Lineage: Eukaryota; Fungi; Ascomycota; Saccharomycetes; Saccharomycetales; Saccharomycetaceae. The record is from the annotation of a GenBank genome assembly.